UCCUGCUGAUUUUUGCAUUCCCAUUCCGGUCCGUUCACGACCAAGCUGCAUAUUAGAGCACGAGGUGUUCGGUGACGAAAAUUCACCACCAACCACAGUUAUGUGAUAACUGCUCCGCGUGGCAAAUUUUUUGCUAACCGAACCGUGACCACGUGAGAUUAGUAGUGCGAGUAUAACGUGUUAAAAUAACGCCAAAGAACAGUGCCAAAGGCCGUGAGAAGCUAUCGAGAAUGGGUUUGAACGGAAGUGAAGCUCGAAAAGAUUCCAUUACAUCAUCCACGUCGUCGGCAAAUUUGGAUUUGGACUUGUUACAGCCACUGUUUGUGAAAUUUGAACCAGAUUUAACCAUUGAGUCUUAUGAGGAAGCGCAAGGAUCGGGGCGUGGUGAUAACUACACGGCGGCACUGUUUCGCAUUGCGUUAAAAGGACAUACGCAACCGGCGGGUAGUUCAAAGAAGCUGAAAUGGGAGAAAAGCGUCAUCUGCAAGCGUUUGCCGGAUUGUAAGAUCAAGCGGGAAGCAUUCAAAAGCGAGGCCUUGUUCCGGAAUGAGGUUGUCUUCUACAACUCCAUCAUGACUGAGUACAGCGAGUUCCAGCGUCGCCAGCUCGCAGCGGUUAGCCAAAGGGAACAGGAGCAGACCACAUUUCGAGCCGUUCCACAGUGCUACCUAGCGCGGGACGAUCUGCUAGUGCUUGAGGAUCUCCGCGUCCGGUCGUUCACCAUGCCGGACCGUCAGGCCGGACUUGGGCCGGAAGCGCUGCGGGCAGUGCUCGUGGAGCUGGCACGAUUCCACGCCGUCAGUCUGGUCUACAAGCAGCAGCAUCCGGCGGAGUUCCAGAAGCUUACCAGCACCAUAUCGGAAGGAAUUUUCUCGCUCGCCAAUGCUGAAUGGUACCGGAAGUACUAUGACGUCCUGACGCGGAACGCUGUGCAGAUGGUGCGCCAAGCCGUACCAGAGAAGACGGAUCACUUGGCCAAACUGGAGAUGUUUUUGAGUAACUGCUUCGGCAACCUGGUGGAACUGGUGAGUCGGGAGAGUGAACUGUCGGUCAUUUGCCACGGCGAUUGCUGGACGAAUAACGUGCUGUUCCGGUACAGUCCGGAUGGAGCGAUUGCAGAGACUUGCCUGGUGGACUUCCAGCUGAUCCGUUACGGUUCGUUGGCGCUUGACCUGGCUUACCUAAUUUACUGCUGCACGGAUGGAGCGUUGCGGAAGCAGCAUCUCAACAGCUGGUUGCAGACGUACCACCGACAGCUGGUCAAGUCCUUGAAGCUUCUCGGCUCGUUCGACGUGCUGUUCCACUCGGAACAGCAGCUGAGACAGUUGAUUGACGAUGAGUUUAAAGUUUGCGCCCGUUUCGGGCUUGGCACAGCGAUGGAUAUGCUUCCGAUCAGCUGCUGCUCGUCGGAGGAGGCUCCCGAUCUGUAUGCUAGUGGUACUGAAACGGCAGCCACGCCACCGGAACUGAACGUCCCACCGAACGCGCUGUGCCGAAGGAAAAUGACCGAGCUGGUGCUGGAGCUGAUCGAUGGUGGUAUGCUGUGAGUGGACUACCAAUGUUGGCAUACCUGAAAUGAAGCCCCCGGAUGUCGUGGAAGGUUAUAGGGUAGCUUAAUACUUUGGCAGUAUUUCGCAAGAUAGUUUUUAGGAUCCUUAGUACAAUUGAAACAGAAACACAUAUACUACAGUACCGUUUUUGCU
This is a messenger RNA of Anopheles bellator, 1703 nucleotides long. RefSeq lists its product as uncharacterized. Lineage: Eukaryota; Metazoa; Arthropoda; Insecta; Diptera; Culicidae. Bases 231 to 1547 code for a protein of 438 amino acids. The transcript is spliced from 3 exons. The record is from RefSeq and is a predicted model, not a curated record.